UAAAUGAGCUGGUUCUUAUUACGAAAAGUACAAUACAACGUGACUAUCCAAGGUCGUUCGAAAUUUUUGCGAUUGAAAAAGAAUAAUUACAUUUUGAAAAUUGAUUUAAAUUCAUUAGAAAAAGCUUUUCCGUUGGUUUGGCAAAUUUUCUGGAAACUUUAUUGAAAGAUUGAUACAAUAAGAAUUUGUUUUCAAACCGGGUAGCUUUCGUGGGGUUCUUUUAUCUUGAGUUUAAAAGCACUCUAAGUAAAGCAAUGUUUUCAAAAUUAUCAUCAUGUAGGAGUCAAUUUACUCUUUUAUUAAGGUCUUCUUGCUGCAUUAAAAAUGGACUAGUUCAUUCAACAGUUGGACACUCAAAGCUCAUGCAUAAGACAGCUAAAGAAGCGAAAUUGGAUAAUGUUGAUGAGAAUUUAACCAUUUUUGUUAAAGCCUCUGGAAAAUCUCUUGCACUUCCUCGGCCUAAGAAUUCUACAGAGAAUUACUCUCUUACUGUAGGUGAAAAAGUUUUAAAAAUUAACAACAGAGAAAUACCAGCCGAGGAUACUCAAGUCCAAUCUGUUGGAGAUUUGUUAUGGAGACAGGUUGGAGACUAUAAGAUUUCCGAAUUACCAAAAUACUAUAUGGCUCUUUCCAAACUUCGUUUAACAGGCCUAGUAGUUGCAACUGCUAUGGCAGGCUAUGCUUUGGCUCCCGAAGUAUUUUGUGUGUCUACUUUUGCCUAUUGUUCGAUUGGGACAGCGUUGACCUCCGCUGCUGCAAACAGUAUCAAUCAAUUUCUAGAAGUUCCUUACGACUCUCAAAUGAGCAGAACUAAAAAUCGAGUUUUAGUUAGGGGAUAUCUAAGUCCUCUUCAUGCUGUGAAUUUUGCAAUUGUAUCAGGCGUGACGGGGCUAACAAUUUUAGCCUUAGGCACAAACUUAUUGACAACAUCACUUGGAUUAUUAAAUCUUAUAUUAUAUACAGCAGUUUAUACGCCUAUGAAACGCAAAAGCCCAGCAAACACUUGGGUUGGCUCUAUUGUUGGAGCGAUUCCACCAAUAAUGGGGUGGACUGCUUGCGGUGGCGGUCUUGAACCUGGAGCAUUCUUAUUAGGAGCUCUUCUUUUUUCAUGGCAAUUUCCCCACUUUAAUGCUCUAAGCUGGAACUUGAAACAAGAAUAUUCACGAGCAGGAUAUCGUAUGAUGUCGGUUGUUGAUCCAGACAUGUGCAGGAGAGUUGCUUUAAGACACUCCGUCCUUAUUACUAUCUAUUGUUUAAUGGCCAGCCCACUAGAACUAACAAAUUGGAGUUUUGCAGUGGACUCUUUCAUCUUGAACAUGUGUUUAGUUUAUUUAUCAGCUAAAUUUUAUAAGGAUGCUGAUAGUAAGAGUGCUAGAAAGUUAUUUAGAUUUUCUUUGAUUCAUAUACCUGCAUUAUUUGUCCUAAUGUUAAUUAGUAAAAAAUGGAAAAGGACUGAAGAUAAAAACACUAAUACUAACACCCCAAAAACUGCUUUUCAACAAAUAAUUGAAAAUUAA
Dimorphilus gyrociliatus is the source of this 1517-nucleotide messenger RNA. The record is from the annotation of a GenBank genome assembly. NCBI's taxonomy places the organism in Eukaryota, Metazoa, Annelida, Polychaeta, Dinophilidae.